Messenger RNA from Drosophila nasuta, 411 nucleotides. It is a transcript of the gene BORCS7, whose product is annotated as BLOC-1 related complex subunit 7. Lineage: Eukaryota; Metazoa; Arthropoda; Insecta; Diptera; Drosophilidae. The coding region runs from base 94 to 411 and encodes 105 amino acids. The record is from RefSeq and is a predicted model, not a curated record. Gene Ontology annotation, cellular component: BORC complex. The transcript is spliced from 2 exons.
AAAACACAUCAGUCAAUAAUUUACCUUGGCCUCUUGCUUUGUUUACACAUCGCUUUGUGAAAAUUAUUAAAUAUUAACUAAACGAAGCAUAAAAUGGCAUCAGCUUCCAGUUCAAGUGCACGCCAUCUGUUUGAUGACUCCAAAAAACGUUUGUGUGCACGCGUUGGCGUUAAUGUGAAUAAUUUGGGAUCUGUGGCCAGGCAAAUUGUUCGAGGCUCCAAAACAAAUGAGAUUAUGCAUCAGACGCUUAAGAACUUUACGCAAGUCGAUGUGGUUUCCGAUUAUAGCAACCAGAAUCUACAGAAAAUGACGCUAAUACUUCAGCAUGUGGGGUAUCAAUACGAUGUGAUGCAGGACAGCGUCAAUCAUUUGGAUUACCUCAAGGAGCAGGUGACGGCGAUGGAAAGAUGA